Molecule: messenger RNA, 1374 nt
Organism: Gopherus flavomarginatus (Mexican gopher tortoise)
Lineage: Eukaryota; Metazoa; Chordata; Testudines; Testudinidae
Gene: WDR73
Product: WD repeat domain 73
Exons: 8
Coding region: 32-1213 (393 amino acids)
Biological process (GO): cytoplasmic microtubule organization
Cellular component (GO): cytosol; spindle pole
Molecular function (GO): protein binding
Source: RefSeq, a predicted model, not a curated record
UACGGGGCGGCCCAGCCAGGGAAGGACUCGUAUGAGCCAAGAGGCGUCACGUGCGUGGUAUCACGUGACUGGCGUUCGCCCCGCCCUGGGCGCGCUGUCGGUCACGUGGCGGGGAGGGACCACAUAUAAUGAUUUGCAUGUGUUUGAGCUUCAAGAGCCGACAAGAGUCAUUGAAUGGAUAGGAGAAAAAAGUAUCUGUGUAGCAGGAUAUGAAAACUCCAGAAGAAAUGAAAUUCUCCAGCUCCUGUUGCCUCAAAAACUGUGUGUGAAAGAGAAGCAGGGUUUGUGUCCCGAGAGAGAUUUCAAGGUGGAGCGUGGUGGAUUUUCCGACGGCCCUGUGUACAGCCUGCGGCAUGUGCCAGACACCAGCUUGCUGGUAACAAGUGGCCCGCCAGAUAGUUCCCUACAGGUGUGGCAGUUGGCAGCGGAGGACACUGAUGUUAUUAAAUCUGUAAGUACCAUCCCUACGGGAAAUGACAGCAAGAAACCCUGGGCUAAAAUUGCAACCACUUUGGCCAGAACCUCCUGUGUCCUUCAUGGCUCAAGAGUCAACAAUGUCCAAAUUACAGAGAUUGAAUCAAAGAAAAACAUCUACACAGCAGCCUCUAGUAACAGCGAUGAGGUCAGCGGCCUGGAAUUCCUGGACUGUAAUACUUGGCUGGCCUGCUGCGUGAAGGGGCAGUUGUGCCUGGCAGAUGUUCGACAGCCGCAGAGUCCCCUGGCUGAUACGUCCGUUCCUUCGGCGCUCAGUGGGGAGCAGUGGUGCAUGGGUGUCAGUUCUGGUCUGCAGGGCUCUGAUGUGAAUGCACCCACCAUAGCCCGCCUCUCGUCUGAAGGACAGCUCAUACUAACGGACUUGAGAAAUAUCCCAAAGCCUCUGAAAUCGGCCAGGUGCAAAGUUUCUGCAGCCAGCCAAAGUGCAGAGUUCCUGUGCGUCUCGUGGGCUCCUGUUCUGGAUGGAUGCCUCGCCGUUUCAGGCUUCAAUGGGACCGUUGACAUCUAUGACACACGGAGCUGGCCUGUGUCUGGUGGAGCGGCAGAGUCAGUGUUUAGUCACAAAGGACACAUCUUCAGUGGCAUGGACAACAGCAGUGACUUUCCUCUGGUUACAACACAUGCCUGGCAUCCGUGGAAACCAAGAAUGCUGUUAUCAGCAGCAAGUGAUGGCUCCCUGCAGGUCUGGGACUGGGCAGAUUCUCACAAGGACAGUUGAUCUGUCUUCCUGUUAUGAAAACUCAGACUGAUUUUUUUCUGAAAUCUGCUGCCCUUGCACGUGUAACCCUGUGUAUAAGGGACACUCUAGACUGAAGAUCAUUGUUUGGAAUAAGUUUUACACUCUGGAUUAUUUAAAACAGUAUGAAUUUUAAACAUCUA